UUCUAGAUUCCUUUGCAAGGUCUUACAUAAAUUAUUAUCAUGGCAACAAACGAGGAUAUAGGUUCUAGCCAAGUUAUUUCAGGCGAAGGUUACAACAAAAAGUGUAUAUUUUGUAAAAUAGUUAACAAAGAAAUGGGCACAGAGCUUCUUCAUUCGGACGAGGACAUCUCUUGUUUCAAAGACAUCAGGCCUGGAGCACCCCAUCACUACCUUGUCGUGCCCACCAGACACGUUGGCAACUGUAAUUCACUAAGCAAAGAGCACGUGCAUCUGGUGGAGCGCAUGGUGGAUACUGGGAAGAAGAUACUGCUGGAGAACAGUGUGACAGACCUCAGCGAUGCCAGGUUUGGUUUCCACUGGCCCCCUUUCUGUUCUGUCAGUCACCUGCACCUGCACGUCCUGGCUCCUGCCAGUCAAAUGGGCCUGAUGUCCCGCCUCUUUUACCGCCUCAACUCUUAUUGGUUCAUCACAGCAGACCAGCUAAUUGAACACCUGAACUCCAAAGGAGAGCUUAAUUAAGUGAUAAAAAUGAUGUCAUCAUUUGAAGCUGAUUUUGGGCUUGAGUCUGAUUGUGUGAGAAGGUGUGUGCAUGUGAGGAAUGUGUGUGUGGGUGAGCUUGUAUAUAUGUGUUUGAUGACUAGUAGGGGUGCUAUUGCCGUGAUGACAAACACAAUUUUUUUGUCGUAUCAAGCCGAGCUGCCUCAAUCAGAAACAAAUCUUUUGAGCUGUUUUAAAAUUGGCCCCCAAUAGAUGCAUGGAAACGUACUGCUUGUUUCUGAAAUGAUUGUCAAUACAUCGAUCUUAUAAGUAAUGACAAAUGUCCCAAGUUUGACCUGUAAAAAGACAUCUUAAGUGUUCUCCUGGAAGAGGUACUUUUAUCAUGUGUGUUUACCGUAGUACAGUAGCCACAGCAUACACUAUGCAAAAGGAUAUCUAAAUCCUAAGAUAAACAAACAGGACAGAUGAGAUCAAAUCUUAAAUGAGGGGAAACGUUCCACUUUCAUACACCGAAUAACAGCAUUAUUAGUUAUUCAUCUGGUUGAUCAAUAGAGGUCUCUUUCAUCCCAUUAUAUUUGUGUCUGUCAGGGAGCACAGUCAACAAAGGACACUCAUGAGCAUGUAGCAACAUUUGUUGUAGAAUAUUGUCAAGUUAAUUAUAAUACAGCUGAAUGUUGAAGUGAAUGACAAUGUAUCCUUGACUGAGUGCUACAUUACAAUACAAUUUGUUUUAUCCAUUGAUUGAUGGAUUAUGUUUAAUGAAUGUGAUGCUGCUGCUAACCAGUAUCAGUUUAAUGAUGACUGGGAUGAUACCAUGUUUCCCCCUGCAAGGGAAGCACCAUUCUAAUGGAACUGCUAACAGUUGCUCCAGCUGAUUUCCCAAUAAUUAUGUGAAAGCUAAGGACUGCCUGGAUUGACAUUCCAAAUGUAUCUCAGAAAAUGAGUUUGUGAAUGUUUCAAUGUUGUUACAAAAAAACAUGUCAACAUAAAUAGCUGUGUACAGUACUUUCAAUAAAGGAAAAAAUCAACAA
Osmerus eperlanus (European smelt) is the source of this 1529-nucleotide messenger RNA. RefSeq names its product histidine triad nucleotide binding protein 3 (gene hint3). The record is from RefSeq and is a predicted model, not a curated record. The transcript has 5 exons. The coding region runs from base 40 to 519 and encodes 159 amino acids. NCBI's taxonomy places the organism in Eukaryota, Metazoa, Chordata, Actinopteri, Osmeriformes, Osmeridae. Gene Ontology annotation, molecular function: catalytic activity.